Caenorhabditis bovis is the source of this 1554-nucleotide messenger RNA. The record is from the annotation of a GenBank genome assembly. Lineage: Eukaryota; Metazoa; Nematoda; Chromadorea; Rhabditida; Rhabditidae.
AUGUCACUUGCUGCUCUAUUAUGCAUUUCAGCAUUUGUCGGAUUUAUUAGCUAUUAUAUUUACAAUUGGCUCUAUUGGAGAAGACGAGGAAUUGCGGGACCACUCGGUUAUCCAUUUAUUGGGCUAUCAUGGCAAAUGCUUUCGCACCGAUAUUCGCCGUAUGUGAAAUUGGGAGAAUGGACAAAAAAAUACGGAAAGGUUUGGGGAUAUACGGAAGGCGCUUCGAAGGUGCUCGUCAUUUCCGACGCCGAUCUCGUCAAUGAGGUGUUCGUCAAACAAUUCGACAAUUUCUACGGACGAAAAAAGGAUCCGCUGAUCACUGACGUCGAUACCGAUCCGAGAGUUCAUUUGUUCCACGCGGAAGGCGCCCGAUGGAAACGAUUGCGCAAUAUUUCGAGUCCGACGUUUUCGAAUAAUAGUCUGAAAAAGUUGAAAAACACCAUCGAAGAGAGCGCAUUUGAGCUUUUAAGGCAUUUUGAGAAAAAUACGGCAAAUGGAGAGCAAAUUGAUGUUUUGUUGUAUUAUCAAGAGUUCACAUUGGAUGUGAUCGGACGGAUUGCGAUGGGCCAACACACAACGAAAAUGUUCGAGAAUCCGCUAAUCGAAAGUGUCAAAGGGAUAUUCGGAAACGAUCGUUGGCCCAUUAUUCUGCUCGCCGGGACAUUUCCGAUAUUGGCGAAAACGCUCCGAAACAUUUUGCUGACAUUCCCGAAAUUUGUCGGCGGCAAUCCGAUUGUGAAUAUCAUCAACAUUUGCACGAAAGCGGUUGAGGAUCGAAUCCGGCAACGAGAGUUGGAUUUGAAGAAUGGCAUCGAGAAUCAGGAGCCCGCCGAUUUUGUUGAUUUGUUCUUGGAUGCUCGUGCCGACGGCGACCUCGUCCUCCACCAGAAUUCCGAUUUCUCACUUUCAAAUGUGAAGGUGAAUCGUCAACUGACAAAACAGGAAAUUGUUGCCCAAUUGAUGGUCUUCAUGGUGGCUGGAUUUGAUACGACGGCACUUUCCCUCUCAUAUACAUCAUUCUUAUUGGCGACACAUCCGGAGAUUCAGAGGAAAGUUCAAGAAGAAAUGAAUCGAGAAUGCCCUGAUCCGGAAGUCACAUUUGAUCAACUAUCAAAAUUGAAAUAUCUCGAUUGUGUCAUUCGCGAGACAUUACGAUUAUACCCGCUUGGAGAAUUAGCCAACGCGAGACGAUGCAUCAAUUCAACGGAGAUCGGAGGUAUUCCGAUCGAGAGGGGAACUGAGAUUCUCGUCGAUACUUGGACAAUCCAUCACGAUCCGAACAUUUGGGGAGCCGAUGCCGACGAGUUCAAGCCCGAAAGAUGGGAGAAUGGAGACGAGACGUUUCCACGAGGCGCCUAUAUUCCAUUCGGCUACGGACCACGACAAUGCAUUGGAAUGCGAUUGGCUUAUAUGGAAGAACGAUUGUUGCUCACGCAUAUUCUUCGCAAGUACUCGUUCACAACGGGACCAAAAACACAGAAUCCUCUGAAGCUCGUUGGACGAGCCACAAUUCAACCAGAGACCGUAUUUCUGCAUUUGAAUCCACUCGAUUGA